AAGGAAAACUCGAAUACAAGGCGAAGAGCGUUGUGGUACUGAUUUGAUUUGAGAAUCGUAUCCCAUCAUAGUCAUGGGAUCGUUCUCCUCUACGCUCCUUCUUUUCUUUUUCUUCUUCUUCUUCACCUCAUCACUCGCCAAUCACCACAACCCUAUCACAGUCAAAGGUGUUGAUAUUGAAAAGCCAGUUUUGGAUAUCUCCCCUCCUCCGCUUUCUGGGCAUUCAUCUUCUCAAGGGGUUAAAGACACUUUACGGUGUGAGCGUAUUCGAGUAUCUGGUAUCUCUAGGUUGAAACUUGGGAGCUAUGCUAAUUCAUUCCAUAUUACUUUGGCUCCAUCUGUUUCGAUCCCAGAGAGGUUGCAUAACAAAAUUCAGGUUUGUUUCCACAGGAAUAAUACACUUGGAUGGUGUCAGUGUCAAAAGGAUGAAUGGAGGAGUGUACAAAAGGGGAUCUGGAGUUCUGUUAUGUCACCUUAUGAAACUAGAUAUGUUGAUGUGAGAAUCAAUGGAGAAAUAUUGGAUUCUGUUACCGUUGCUCUUGAAGAAGAUUUUCAGAAAUGGCGCCUCAUUUGUCUUGCACUGGGUUCAUUACUGCUACUUGUAGCUCCAAUUAUUAGCAGUUGGGUUCCGUUUUAUUACAGCAGUUCAAUGGCUAUAGGGAUCUUUCUUGUCAUCAUAAUCCUUCUUUUUCAGGGCAUGAAGUUAUUGCCAACUGGAAGAAAAAAUAUAUUUUACCUUACCAUAUAUGGAUCAGUGCUUGGAGCUGGGUCAUUUAUUUUGCACCAAUUCUCUUUGAUCGUAAAUUCAAUUCUUCAGAGUUUUGGGUUGAAUGAAGAGAUGCACAAUCCAGUUGCUAUUUUUGUACUACUGGGCAUCAUCUUGGGUGGAGCUGCUUUAGGCUACUGGAUUGUUAGGAGGUUUGUUAUUUCGAAAGAAGAUGGUAGUGUUGAUGCUGGGGUUGCUCAAUUUGUGAAAUGGGCAAUGCGCAUUGUUGGAACCGCAUUCAUUUUGCAGAGCACACUUGAUCCUCCUCUAGCAAUUGGAGCCUUGGUCUCCUGUGGAGCUGUUUGCAAACUUAUUUCUUCAAUAAAAUGGCUUCAUGGAUGGUAUGAAGCCUCAGGAAACGACAAUUAUUCACUGCAAUGGGUGAGAGGAACACGUGGUCGUGCUGAAUUCCUUAGCAAGUCAACCCCUAAAGGAAAAGUUCGGAAUAGCCCGGGAGAAAAAAUUUGGAAUAGCCCUAAAAGAUCAGCUUGGUCUGACUCUCCUGUGAGAGGUGUUGUAUCACCAUCUUCUGGGAUUUCACCACAAUCUUCUGGGACUCAAAUAGGGCAGGAUUACUAUUCAAUCUUCCACAAGACCAGCAACAGAAAGAAGUUCACAAAGAAAGAGUGGGAUGAAUUCACAAGAGAAUCCACUAAGCAGGCUCUAACAGACUCGCGGUCGGUGACGGAGACGGUGAACGGUUCGCACAAGUUCGUUAUCAAGGGAUACUCGUUGGCGAAGGGAAUCGGAGUCGGAAAACACAUCGCCAGCGAAACCUUCACCGUCGGAGAUUACCAGUGGGCCAUCUACUUCUAUCCUGACGGCAAGAAUCCCGAAGAUAACUCCGCUUAUGUCUCCGUCUUCAUCGCUCUCGCUUCUGAAGGCACCGAUGUUCGCGCACUCUUCGAACUCACCUUGCUUGAUCAGAGCGGUAACGGCAAACACAAGGUUCAUAGCCACUUCGAUCGUUCUCUUGAGAGCGGACCCUACACUCUCAAAUACCGAGGCAGCAUGUGGGGGUAUAAGCGUUUUUUUAAACGGGCUCAACUUGAGGCAUCGACGUUCCUCAAGGAUGACUGCUUGAAGAUAAACUGCACUGUUGGGGUUGUGGUGUCUUCCAUAGAUUGUUCUAAAUUAAACACAAUCCAGGUUCCUGAUUCUGAUAUUGGAGCACAUUUUGGCAUGCUAUUAGAGAAUGAGGAAGGAUCUGAUGUUACUUUCUCUGUUGAUGGAGAAAGGUUUCAUGCACAUAAGCUGGUUUUGGCUGCACGGUCAACUGCAUUUGAAACUGAGUUUUUCAAUGGGAUGGAGGAAGAUGAUCAUGACAUAGUUGUUACUGACAUGGAACCUAAGGUUUUCAAGGCUUUGCUUCAUUUUAUUUAUAGAGACACUCUUAUAGAUGAUGAAGAGCUCUUUAUGUCACGUUCAUCUUUCCUGUCUUCAGUAUCUGAAUCAUUUGCAGCAAAGUUAUUAGCUGCUGCAGAAAAGUACGGUUUGCCAAGACUUAAGCUCAUGUGCGAGUCUGUACUUUGUAAAGACAUAUCUAUAGAUUCUGUUGCCUAUAUUCUAGUUCUUGCUGAUCGUUAUCGUGCUUCAGAAUUGAAGUCCAUCUGUCUACAAUUUUCUGCUGAAAACCUUGUUGCUGUGAUGCAAUCUGAUGGUUUUGAGUAUCUUAAGGAAAACUGUCCAUUGCUGCAAUCAGAAUUGCUGAAGACUGUGGCAGGAUGCGAGGAGGAAUUUAGUGGAGAAGGAAAAUGCCGAAGUGUGUGGGCCCAAUUUUCUGAUGGUGGUGACACCAAUGAUAGGAGCGUAAGACAACAAACCUGGGAAAAUGGAGUUGAAAGAAGUCAAAGCUUAUGGGUUCACCUUUCUGAUGGUGUUAACAACAAUGAUAGUAGUCCAGGGAAAGAAGCUUGACUAGGGAUUCCAUUGGAACAAGUUAGUGGGUUGUUGGUACAAGACCUGACUGCAGUUCCUACCAUUUUCUUUUGUUGGGGAGUGGGGACCGUUUUCAUCUUGUAACGUUAGUCAUAUAUCUUUUAAUAUCAAUGAAAGCUAGCAAGUUAACAACAUGAGAUGAAGUGACAGAGUAAUAUCUAGUUUACCUUUGAUUGUAUCUUGAUCUUUUCUUUUCUUUUUAUAGGGUGGGAGAUUGUCCACCCUAGUUGGUGAACACAGGACAUUUCAUACUUGAUCGCAGUCUCUACACCAUGGGAAUCUUCAUUCUUGUAAAUUGUGAAGCAUCCAUUGUUUCUUUUCAUUUUAAUUUUUUUCCCACCAUCUAUGAAGGACGAUAUUUUGCAGCCCGUCGUGAUUUGAAGUCGGAGAUAUUACCCUGUGGAUAAGUUUUAUAUUCACCUUUUUUCACAUCCCUAGUUUAAUUUGUGGAUGUAGAAUUGAGGUUUGAAACACACUGCAACGACGGUGACCAAUUCAUGUUCCUGUAUUGAGUUGGGACUUCAAAUAUCCCGUAUUGAGGGUUUAGUGUUGAUAAUGUACUGUUUCGUAUUGUACCUUUUAGGUAAAAAAAAUUGAAGUUCCC
This is a messenger RNA of Abrus precatorius (Indian licorice), 3308 nucleotides long. RefSeq names its product BTB/POZ and MATH domain-containing protein 4-like. Lineage: Eukaryota; Viridiplantae; Streptophyta; Magnoliopsida; Fabales; Fabaceae. The coding region runs from base 74 to 2683 and encodes 869 amino acids. The record is from RefSeq and is a predicted model, not a curated record. Gene Ontology annotation, biological process: protein ubiquitination. Gene Ontology annotation, molecular function: protein binding. The transcript is spliced from 15 exons.